UCACAAUUUCAUCUCAACACGGGACGAGGGGGAUAAUCAUCCGAGUUGAGCCUUCCCAUCUUGAACUCAACAUCGUUUAAGUUGUUUGUUUGCUUAAUUUGAUAAUUUUUAAACAACGUUCUGUUCGCUAGAUAAUUUGUUUUCUUUUUACUGAAUUAAGGAUAGAUGAACCGCUCGAAUUGAUAAUUAAAAAUAUACUUACUCUAUAUUACACUCAUCUCAAAAUUAUACUUAACCUACGGUAGUAGUGUGUAAUAGGUCGCGAGUAACUCUUCUUUUCUAAAGGUAAUGAAUUUAAGUGCCCCUUGGCUGCUGCCGGCAACAUAGUGAAUGUAUAUUUGUCCAUCGGCCACCAAGAAUAAGGUGCCUGCCCGAUUGCCGAUUGGUGUAUCUCAAUAGUCAACCUCUCUCUCUCCUCUCAAUUGUCUCUAUCAAACUCCUUUGCACAAAACUAAACAGAAUCUUGUAUGGGAAACAUGAUUAUACGUGGGGAGCAACAACUCAAAACUAACACAUUAUUUGUGUUAUAAUUAUGUGAACCCCUCCUUUCUUACAUCCUCCCUCCCUAUAUCUUUCAAUAGCUCUCGAUUUUUUGUCUCUAUUGCUCCUUCCAUUUCCAUUUCAUCAUCAUCAUCAUCUUAUGUUUGAGCAACAAGCUCUGCCAUCACCACAAUGACUACCUGCUGCUUCUCCAAUUUGCCAUUCUGAAGGGGGAAAAGGAAAAAGACUUUUGAUCAAAAGUUGGGAAAAAGAAAAAUGAUGAUGUAUGAUAGCUUGCUGGCGAGAAGCUUCACCAAACACGAGCAGAAGAAGUUGGGAAGAGGGGCACUGAUCAUUUGCUUCCUCAUUUUCCUCAGCUUCUGCACCAUUUUCAAGCCUCAGAAAUGGGGUCCCCUGCCUUCUCCUUUGGAUCUAAGGUGGUCUCCUGGACUGUUUCAGAAGUUGUACAUGGUCAAUGAUACAGCCAGCUCCCUGCUCCAUAUGGCCAAGAAGAAGAACGUGGAAAUCACCCCCAACAACAUUCCUGCCAUGGAGAAUCAUACAAGCGGCUCAAUGCAGCACACACCAAAUCCAGCUUCUGUUAAACAGAGCAGAAGGACGACGACAACGACGACGAAGAAUGACGUAAGUACAAUGAACCAUAGAGAAAUGAACACCACCAACAAUAAUGAUGGUGGGAUGGAAAAACAGAGCAAAAAACAGAGCCGAAUCCCUGUUACGUGCAGUAAGGGUGAAAGAUCGGAUUUCUGCGACUUGAACGGUGACGUCAGGGUUGAUCCCGGUUCAGCAACGGUUUACUACGUUGGCGCGGGAGGCCAAAACAAGACUGCUUCGACAAUGUCGAUAAAGCCCUACGGGCGAAAGGGCGACGAGGUCGCCAUGGGUUUGGUGAGAGAAUGGUCGCUGAAAAUGGUUGCUCAAGACGACAAGGACUUGCCGGCUUGUUCUCAAAUUCACGAAUCUCCGGGGGUUGUUUUCUCUCUCGGAGGGUUCGCCGGCAACCAUUUCCACGCCUUCACCGAUGUUCUCGUCCCGCUGUUCGCCACCGCAAGGCGGUUCGACGGAGAAGUGGAGCUGCUCAUAACCGACCAUCAACCGUGGCUGGUCGCCAAGUUCGGAACUAUACUCCGGGCACUGUCUAGGUACAAUUCGAUGGAUCUUGACAAGGAACAACAAAGCGAGAAAACUCAUUGUUUCUCAAGGCUAAUACUAGGCCUAAAGGGGAGGCACAAAAAAGAACUCAACAUCAACCCAUCGGAAUCUGAAUACACGAUGGUAGACUUCAAACAAUUCCUAAGGAAUGCCUAUUCAUUAGAGAAGGCAGCCGCAAUCAAACUACAAUCCAAUGACAAGAAAUCGAGGCCACAACUUCUUAUCAUAUCGCGUAAGAGAACUCGAGCAUUCACAAAUGUCAAUGAUGUUGCAAGGAUGGCAAGAACACUUGGGUACCAAGUAACAGUUGCAGAGCCGGAUAGAAACAUCUCAAAGUCGGCAGAGAUUAUGAACUCUUGUGAUGUGGUGAUGGGAGUCCACGGAGCAGGGUUGACCAAUAUGGUUUUUGUUCCGGAUAAUGCAAUUUUGGUUCAGGUUGUUCCGCUGGGAGCGGACUGGAUUUCGAAAACUUAUUUUCGAGAGCCGUCGGAGAACAUGAAAGUAAGGUAUUUGGAGUAUAAAAUCAAAAGAGAAGAGAGCAGUUUGAUAGAACACUAUCCACCUGACGACGUCGUUUUCACCAAGCCGUGGUCCUUUGCAAAAGAAAAUUGGGAUCUAUUCAAAUCUAUUUACUUAGACAAUCAAAAUGUAAAGCUUGAUGUGAAAAGGUUUAGACCCACGUUGUUGAAAGCUUUAGAGCUUUUGCAUCAGUAGCCUAUUUUAUGUUGUUUCUUAUUCCCCCGGAAGGUUGAUGUUUGUUUAAUCCAGAUCCUUUUUCUUUGUAGAAAUUAACCUUGUUCCUUGUAGGGUCUUUAGACAAAAACCCAAAAGGAUUUACAAAGUAUCCACUACAAGCUCACAAUUAGUUAUUUUUAUAAGGAAUUAGAAGGGAAUGAACAUGUCACUCAUUCAUCGACUUCAAAUUUUGGGAAUAAAGUUUUACUUUGUAA
Molecule: messenger RNA, 2603 nt
Organism: Linum trigynum
Lineage: Eukaryota; Viridiplantae; Streptophyta; Magnoliopsida; Malpighiales; Linaceae
Source: the annotation of a GenBank genome assembly